AUGCCUGGGUAUUUUCCCAAGGACGGCGGUUGGCCUACGAUUGCGAAGACCACCCCGGGCCUCAUUCGCGGAACCGUCACCAAGCAUCUAGACUUGUAUGUCCCAUCUAUGGACAAGACAAUACUCGCCCAGUUGGAGGCGCUGGAGCUGCAGGAUGGCGAAUGCGUGGUCAACUGUUUUGAUUUCGCCUAUUCCAUCGUGGCUCGGAUUGGUAGCCUUGCCCUUGUCGGCCCUCGCCUGGCCCAGGAUGAGGAGUACCUGAAGGCAGCGAAGGAUCACAUCCUUGGUAUGAUCGUGACCGCUCGCGUUCAGUUUCUGGUUCCAAAUUUCCUCAAACGAUACAUUGGCGGAAUCAUCAGUCGUCUGACUUCUUGGAGCAUGCGAUGGAAUAUGCAUUCCUCGCGCAAGGUCCUGCUUAAGCACUUUGAUGCACGAGGUGCAGAAUACGACAAGGAUAUUGCCAGUGGCGGCAGCGUGGAGGACAAGCAGUCCAAUCCCACCAGCGCAGCGGAGCCGGUUGAGUUCUUCCGGUGGCUGUACGAGAGCUGCACCAUCCGCCACCGUUGGUCGUACGCCGAGGUGAUUGGAGAAAUGCUGCUGCUCCAGUUCGCGUUCAUCUAUACAACAGCUUAUGGAUUGUACGGCGCCUUGGCCGAGCUUGCCCAGCGUCCCGAGUAUAUCGAGCCCCUGCGCGAAGAGAUCGAGAGCAUUCUCGCAGAAACAGAAUCUUCCGUCGCAGCCUGUGAUCGCAUGGUCCGACUCGAUAGCUUUCUAAAGGAAUGCCAGCGCCUGCAUCCUCCUUCGGCCGUCUCUGCCCAUCGCGUCUGUCUCGAGCCACUCGAGCUUUCGAACGGCACAGUCCUCAAGGCCGGCUCCCACGUUGGCGUUCCCAGCUGCUGGAUCCACCGAUCCAGCAAAAGUUAUGUUGACCCAGAGCUCUUCGAUGGCUUCCGCUUCGUCAAGAGAGCUGCCGCCGGCGGGACCAAUAACCGCUUCACUGACUUGAGCCCUGACUAUCUCGUUUUCGGAAUGGGCGUGCACGCCUGCCCCGGCCGAUGGAUGGCUAGUGUUCUCAUGAAGCUGGUGCUUGCGCACCUCAUCAUGCACUUCGAUAUCAUGCCCGGAUCCGCGAGUGCCCGGCUGACCGGGUCCCUCUCUUUCGAGGAGUUUUUUGUGCCCAACUUUGGACUCAAGGUGCACCUGCGUCGGCGUAAGAAGGUCGAGUAG
Penicillium chermesinum is the source of this 1227-nucleotide messenger RNA. RefSeq names its product cytochrome P450. The transcript is spliced from 8 exons. Lineage: Eukaryota; Fungi; Ascomycota; Eurotiomycetes; Eurotiales; Aspergillaceae. The coding region runs from base 1 to 1227 and encodes 408 amino acids. The record is from RefSeq and is a predicted model, not a curated record. Gene Ontology annotation, molecular function: monooxygenase activity; heme binding; oxidoreductase activity, acting on paired donors, with incorporation or reduction of molecular oxygen.